AUGGAUAAGAGCAAUGCCAGAGUUCCUGCGAUACUACGCGAGCUGGAUCGAGCUCAGCUUACUCCUACCCCCAGGGUUGUAUCAAAACUUGCAAGCAAAUCACCUCUUGGCUGCAGCGAAUCAGAGCAUCGGACAUUCGACCCGUUGCGUGGAAUAUCCCGCCAAUACCCAGAUAGGGCAUUUAGUGUGAAGAACAAGAGCGCGGUAGUGAGAGCGCUAGGGUUUCGUAGGGAGAGCGCUAGGUUUCGUAGAGAGAGCGCUAGGCGGCUGGCGACUAUGUCGACGCACACUGCGACCCCCGAUCCUGUUGUCUGUCGGCAUUUUCAGCGUGGGAAUUGCCGCUUCGGUUUGCACUGCAAAUUUCUACACCAGCAAGUCGCAGAUCCAGUCUCUUCCCCUCUCCAAUCCAAUCACAAUGUGCACACAUCGCAGACAAUGCUGACGCGCACUGCGACCUCGGGUCUUCGGAUUCUGGAGACUAUCGCGAACACCGAGGGGCCAUUGUCAACUGCGCCACGGGUCCGUGCUAUGCCAUCCAGCUCCAGCUCGGAGCAGCAGGGAAAUGGAGAUAAAGGCGUUUUGCAAGAGGGAGAGACGGAAUCAGCGUCGCCUGCUCAGGCUGAGGAGACUGAGAAAAAAUUUAGAGAGGACAUUUUGCGAUACACCACUCUGUUGGAGAGGAAGACGCACAGGGGCGUUUCAGUUCCCUCUUGUUCCCUCGCUCUGCUGGUGGAGCACAUUAAGCGCUGCAGCGAUAUAAGUCUUGCCUCCAAAAGCUGGCUAUAUUCUAUGAUCGACAAUAUCCCAAUCAAACCAUGCUCAGCUUCCGAGCAAAGUGAAUGCCAUCUCAACGAAGAGGAGGCUUUACUGCACUAUUCAAGGUUUACAGACGAGGCCUUGUCGAUGCUUCCAAAUGAACAACACAAGGCGUUAGCAGACCUCCAUAUAAGUAUCAACAAAGUGAAGAAGCCAACUGAAGUCUGCGUUGCCCCUGCCCUCGUCCAACCCCACCGUCGCCGUCCCCGGAAGGUGAAGAAGGUGAAGAAAGUCAAGGUCACCGAAGCAGAGGAAGAAGCCUACUUUUCCUGCGAGGAACUGUUCGAAGAAGAUGCCACACGUCUUGGACUGAGGCUGUUACACUUACAGCUAGUUGCCGAAUACGUUACGUUUAUGGCAGUCACUAUGUACUCAUAUAUCAAGCUCAAGACAGCGCGAGUAAAUCCUCUCCUUGACAAGUUAGAGGCGAUAAAGAAGGAGUUGAAAAAGGCUGUCCAGGAUCUGUAAGUCUAAAUUUUUUAUCAAAUCGAUUUAUAAAUUUUGUG
Molecule: messenger RNA, 1322 nt
Organism: Selaginella moellendorffii
Lineage: Eukaryota; Viridiplantae; Streptophyta; Lycopodiopsida; Selaginellales; Selaginellaceae
Exons: 10
Coding region: 1-1284 (427 amino acids)
Molecular function (GO): metal ion binding
Source: RefSeq, a predicted model, not a curated record